AUGAGGCUUUGCGUCCUCUUAUCUUUCCUAAGUCUAAAUAUUUAUUGGGAAGUUUUUGCUAAUGGCAUAGGUAAUCGUUACUUUUUGGAAAAACAGCGUUUUCUGCUGGAAAUUCUGCAUCAUGUACACGAGCCUUUAAUGAACCAACAAUGGCGAUUAUUGGGUGCGCAGUUGGUAACCGAUAAGGAGCAGUAUGUGGUCUACAACGAUCAUAUGAUCGAGUUUUAUAAGGCAUUUAAUUCGGGAAGACUAUUACAUAGAAACGAAUACUACAAUCCGCUCUAUGCCGAUCAUUAUCAACAAACGCUGGGACUUUUUCAUUUUUUCUACAACUCAAGAGAUUGGUACACUUUAUGGCAAAAUAUUUGCUGGGCAAGAGUUCACCUAAAUCCGGGAGUAUUUGUUCAAGCUCUGACCCAAGUUAUCUUCAAAAGAGAGGAUUAUCAGGCCCUGGUUAUGCCCAAGGUCUAUGAAUUGUGGCCAGAAACAUAUCACGAUGAUAAAACUUUAAGAAAGGCAAGAAAUUUUAACUUUGCCAACUGGAUAAAAUACGAGAAUUUAAGUGACAUUAAGGAAAUCCACCCGCAAAAAAUUGAACCUUUAAGUUUGGAAGGUGGUCUGCGAAACUCGAUUGAAUGGUUUCAGGCCAUGGCCGAUGUGAAUAUUCUCAGAAUGAAGCAACAGAAAAGGGAGAAUAAGCUACAGCACUUGCUGGAGGAUAUUGGUUGGCAAUCAUAUUGGUAUAAUCUGAACGUGGGUAUUGCUUUGACUGAGGAAAAGUCAGAUGAGUUGCAGGAAUGGUGUUACUAUCAAUUAAGUCAAGUUUUAGCACGUUAUAAACUGGAACUUUAUGGCCAAAAGCUCUCUUAUAAGAGGUUAAGACCAGCUGGGAAUAAACGAAAACAGAAGCGUAGACUCCAGGAAAAGUCCUCGAAAACUACGCAAAUGAUUAUUGAAAGUCUUAAGGAACUGGAGGCAAAAGUUGGUGAUGCCAUUGCCUUUAGAAGUUUUCCACUCUCUAAUGGUACUUAUAUUAAUUUGGAGAAGGACAACAAUUGGCUGAUUGGACUUGCAGAACUGUUCCCAUACGAUUGGACGAAAUUAACCGUAAAAGAAAUUAUCCAACCAGAAGAUUUAAUGGAUACUCGAACUUCACUAAGGUCCGAUAACUUUUAUUAUUAUGCUGAGCGAGUUUUGCAGUCAUAUCGUUGGUAUCGUCAGGUCUUCCAACCCUCUACUCAGAAAAUAUUUAUUCCCAGUGAUCUUCGCAUCGAUGAUUUGCAAAUAAGUCCCCUUAUCACCUACGAUCAGCCAGUGGAUGUAGAUCUCAGUAAUAUCCUACACGCCAAGCAUUUUUACCUAGCAGGACAGUUUGUGUGGCCCUUUACCUUGCAACAACGUCAGAUUCGACUGCAGCACAAGGAUUUCAACUAUAAUCUACAAGUAUCAAGCAACAAAACGCAGUCUACCAUUUUUCGAAUUUUUCUAACCACUCCGGUAAAAGGAUCCAUACAAAGAGAGCCCUUCUAUCAGUUGGAUUCGUUUUUAACUGUGAUAUAUCCAGGAAUUAACAGGAUUACGAGGAAAUCAAAGGAGUUUAGAGGCCUGAUUGGCGAUCACAUCUCAUACACUGAACUCCAUCAAUUCGUAAAGUUGGCCGAAAGGGAGAAAUAUGACUUCCCCUUGAAUAUUUCCACUCCAAAUUGUGGAUUCCCUAGACGGCUGAUUUUACCGCGGGGAGGUACGAAAAAUCCCCUUAAGAUGCGACUUCUAAUUGUGGCCACAGUCUACGACUUUAAGGCUCGGCAGGGCAACGAACUAAACUGUGACUUCACCAAGGGUAUCAGUCGUUGGGAUGAAUUACCCCUGGAUUAUCCCUUUGAACGCAUUCUGGAAGACGAUACUCAGGCGGUUGAGAUCUCCGCUGAUCAUCUGUACUGGAAAGAUGUCUGGAUCCAGCAUGAGGAGCAUCUGGCAUAA
Messenger RNA from Drosophila takahashii, 1980 nucleotides. RefSeq names its product larval serum protein 1 beta chain. Lineage: Eukaryota; Metazoa; Arthropoda; Insecta; Diptera; Drosophilidae. The record is from RefSeq and is a predicted model, not a curated record.